Molecule: messenger RNA, 588 nt
Organism: Octopus sinensis (East Asian common octopus)
Lineage: Eukaryota; Metazoa; Mollusca; Cephalopoda; Octopoda; Octopodidae
Product: homeobox protein engrailed-2-like
Exons: 3
Coding region: 1-588 (195 amino acids)
Biological process (GO): regulation of transcription by RNA polymerase II
Cellular component (GO): nucleus
Molecular function (GO): DNA-binding transcription factor activity, RNA polymerase II-specific; RNA polymerase II cis-regulatory region sequence-specific DNA binding
Source: RefSeq, a predicted model, not a curated record
AUGACAGAAUAUGAUUGCCGUGGAGUCUGUCGAGUCGGGGCAACGGAGGAACCUUCUGUUGGGGAUAUUCCAGCCGCGAGUGAUCAGGACGUUGGAGGUGAUGGAAGAAAAGUCAUUCGACGACGAGGAGUUGAUGCAGGACCUCGAAUUCCUCAUUGGGACAUUGAAGGAGUUCAUUCAGCAAAUAAGAUCUGGAUGGCGCAACAACAAGCUGCAUUCGAUAAAAAGAAGCAAGAGAAUCUAAUCGAACAGUACAAGCGAGAACAAGAUUACUUGGAAAACAAAGCUCUGUUAGGCGAUAAGAAAGCAAUUUACGGAAUCAGUUUUCUGUACGAGCCUCCCUCAGGUCUUGUCGAGAAAGAAGUCAAAAACAUGAGACAAGAACAUGCUAGAAGAAAACCAUAUUCAAGGCCUCAAAUAUCAUUACUGGAACUAGAAUUUGAAACAAACCGAUAUCUAACAAGAGAACGGAGGUGGAAUAUUUCACAGCAGCUUAGACUCAGUGAAAAACAAAUCAAAAUUUGGUUCCAAAACAGAAGAAUGAAAAUGCGCAAAAUGAUCGCUCGUUCAAAAGAUCGGAAGGAUUAG